CAAAAGGAUCCUGAUUAGAUUGAGAGCUGGGAUCAAGGCGCAGUACUGGGACAGGCCGGGGCCUGAGGGGAGGGGGUGAACCGGGUGAAAGAGCAGGGCAAAGCAUCGGGGAGGUCGGGGGAAGCCAUAAACCGUGCACGGCUGACCGAGUGGGAGACAAAGGGGAAGUGAGCUUCUGAAAGCCUACGCUGAGGACACUGAUCCUUGGCAGACCAGCAGGAGAGGCUGGUGCUGGAGGCUCUGACACUGGGUGCAAGAUCAACACAGACCGGGGCCACAGGGGGACAUGAUGUUUCCUCAAAGCAGCAGCCGCCACUCGAGCUCCUCUCACCUGCCCCAGCAACUCAAGUUUACCACCUCGGAUUCCUGUGAUCGCAUUAAAGAUGAGUUCCAGUUGCUGCAGGCGCAGUAUCACAGCCUUAAACUGGAAUGUGACAAGUUGGCCAGUGAGAAAUCGGAGAUGCAGAGACACUACGUCAUGUACUACGAAAUGUCUUAUGGAUUGAACAUUGAAAUGCACAAACAGGCUGAAAUAGUCAAGAGGUUGAAUGGAAUCUGUGCACAGGUGUUGCCUUAUCUCUCUCAGGAGCACCAGCAACAGGUCCUUGGAGCUAUUGAGCGGGCAAAGCAAGUGACUGCGCCAGAGUUGAACUCCAUCAUUCGUCAGCAGCUUCAAGUCCAUCAGCUGUCCCAACUUCAGGCACUUGCCCUCCCGCUCACACCACUACCUGUUGGACUACAGGGUCCCUCUCUGCCUGUCAGUGCCAGCAGUGGGCUUCUCUCCUUGUCUGCACUGGGCUCCCAAGGACACCUUCCCAAGGAAGACAAGAAUGGUCACGACGGGGAUCCUCGGCCUGAUGAUGACGGUGACAAAUCAGAUUAAAUACAUGGAUGAAAAUUAGAUGGAUAAAGGUGCAGCGCAGUAGUAACUCUAACACUGCCAGGCAGAGUUACAUUGUAGAGCCUUAUCCCAUCAUGCACUGGAACAGCUUCUUGUGUCCAAGGGUUUAGGAAAAGCAGGACACUGGCAGCCAAGGGGGUUAAUGCAUUUCUUGACACUGUAUAUGUAUGUACAUAUAUAGAAUGUACUGCGAACUGUAUUGUAAAUUGGCUGAUUUUACUUCUACUAAAAGCACAACCCCCAUCUUUUCUACAGAGUUUACCUUUCCACGUUGAUACAUUAGUGUAGUGCUUAUUUUAAAUGCAGCUCUGGAGCACAACUCUUUGGAGGCUAUUGUGAGGCUCCCUCCCAGAGGAUUUCUUAUAGAUUGUGUGGAGAAGAGUUUAGCUGGCCCCUUUAUUUACUGCUGUGUAAUCGGCUUUCUUUCAACUUCACCCUUGUCGCAUGGCAUCAGAAUGUAAUCCACUAUAGAAAGUAUGGAGGCCAUUUUAAAGUGCAUCCAUCCACUGCUCACAAUAUAGGAGGCUGUUCUUUGUGCUCUAAGUAUUUUGGAAAAUGCAUUGAAUUUAUGAGAAGAAAAUACCAUCAGCAGUCCCUUGUUCUUCAAGGUUCGGGACAGACACACACAAUCGUUUUUACUCAUUUUUUAAAUUAGAUUAUUAAAUAAAAGAAGUUAAUUUGGUUUUAAUACAAAGUAGGACAACAAGUCAGCCAUUGUUCUGGGGGAAGGCUAUUUCCUCUGGACGUUGUAUGUUCUUGUUUAGUUCUAUUGGUUUUCUGCGCUUUUCUAACUUUUGGGUGACGGGAGCUUUUCAGAUAGUCCUCCACCUUUUACUAAGUAUUGCUCUUACUUCUACUGUUGGAAGAUAUUUUUGUAAUUGCUGAAAGGUAGGAUUAUUUAUUUUUAUGGGAAUAAAAACUGUCAUUGUUUUAGUUUUCAGUGACUUGUUAAAUGAAGAGAAAUUAUUGAUGUUAUCGACUCGUACAUCCAUAAGACAUACAUUUAAUGUCAGACUAAAGCUGCUUCCAGCAGAGGCAUGAAAUGGCCAACUUUAAAGUCUAUAGUGCCGACUAGAGAUGAGCGAACUUACAGUAAAUUCGAUUCGUCAAAAACUUCUCGGCUCGGCAGUUGAUUACUUAUCCUGCAUAAAUUAGUUCAGCUUUCAGGUGCUCCG
Molecule: messenger RNA, 2076 nt
Organism: Hyla sarda
Lineage: Eukaryota; Metazoa; Chordata; Amphibia; Anura; Hylidae
Gene: TLE5
Product: TLE family member 5, transcriptional modulator
Exons: 7
Coding region: 287-883 (198 amino acids)
Biological process (GO): regulation of DNA-templated transcription; negative regulation of canonical Wnt signaling pathway
Cellular component (GO): transcription regulator complex; nucleus
Molecular function (GO): transcription corepressor activity; protein binding
Source: RefSeq, a predicted model, not a curated record